Molecule: messenger RNA, 2058 nt
Organism: Coccidioides immitis RS
Lineage: Eukaryota; Fungi; Ascomycota; Eurotiomycetes; Onygenales; Onygenaceae
Exons: 8
Coding region: 1-2058 (685 amino acids)
Molecular function (GO): ATP hydrolysis activity; ATP binding
Source: RefSeq, a predicted model, not a curated record
AUGUCCGGAGCAUUGAAGCCCAAUGGCAAGGCUCCCGCUUUACCCACCUCUCCUGCUCCAAUCCCCACUCCGGCCUUUACUGAGCCCAGGGACCCUCUGACGGAAGCAUUAGCUGCUUCUGCCUCAACCACAGGCCCGACAGAAGCAAAAGAAGACAAGUCGCAAAAGCAAAAGAUCCGAGGGUCAAAGAUGGAGUACAAGACAGUGAAUGAAAUCUGGAACAAAAAGAAACAUGAUUAUGAGGUUGUGGAAGAUUUUGGAGCUUCCUCAGAUUCAAACGAUAAAUACGAUGAGUAUCUUUUCGUGAAUCGACGUAGACACGACCCAGAGACUAGGGAUUUUAAGACCUAUCUUGACUUCAAGUCACCCGAGCUGGUCAACGUGCUUCGGCAUGUGUUGUUGAAUGUGAAUGCUGUCAGCUUACGGGAAGACAAGCCAUCUGUGUCGCCAAACAUCCUCUUCCGGUUUCUACCAGAACUUGAGGAUUACUAUAAGGACCUUGAUCCGCAAUCAGUUGCAUGUGAACAUCUAUAUCUGCUUCUUGACUUUCUGAACAAACACUUUGCUCCAUUGAAAGAUCGAUUAAAUCCUCUCGUGGAUCAUCAAGAGAUCACUUUUGAGCUUCUCUGGGCCCUGUUCAAGCCAAAUGAGCUGAUCUUUAUGAUCGAUCCCUAUGCAGAGCAGCCACGGUGCUUUGUGUACGACUCUGGUGAGGUGAUAAAUACUCCCCGUGGGAUUUGCUUUGAAAUUGAAUGUCGGUCGUUGGAUUACGAUGGAAGAGCAUUUGGCGAGACGACGGCAGUACUGCAUAUCUCUAAGUUUCGAUCCGCGAGGAAGAUAUCUGAACUGGGUGUGUUUCCGCUACAAUACCACAACAGCAAAGACAAAAUCAAGUCUGAACUCGUUGGGCGAGGUCGCAAGUUUGUUAAUCUCAUGGGCGUCACUUACUGUGAAUAUAACGGCCUUGCGCAUAUCAAGACGAAGAAAAGUUCCAUUAAAUUUCAGGUGACGGGCCGUAUAAUGGUUGAUCCCUCAGCCUUCAAGGAAAAGAACCCCAACUACGGAAUUUCACGCGUCAAGGAAAAGUCGACGGUUAACGUUUUUCUGUUUUCUGAUAAUGCAUAUGAGAAAGAGAAGGACCAGAAGACGGUGAAACCUCGAAACUUCGAUACUGAGAACAUGACAGAUAGAGAGUAUAUUCUUUGCAGCCCGACAGUUCUAGGCUUCAGCCUCAACAAAAAGACAUGGGCGGAGUUCGCGGUUUCGGGUAUACAGCCCAUUAACGGGAAUAAGCUAUCGGCAUUCGAUCACUUAGAGAUUCCCGAAAUCAAGAAAAACAUGAUUCAGACGAUGGUGGAGAGCCACAAGCCUGGAUCAGAGCAGUCGUUCUUUGAUGACAUUAUUGUUGGGAAGGGGAGAGGCCUUGUAUUCCUGCUCUACGGGCCUCCUGGAGCUGGCAAAACAUUGACCGCAGAGAGUACUGCGGAUUUUCUGGGGCGACCACUCUACACGACCUGCGCUGGUGAUUUUGGAAUCCAAGCAGAAAAUCUAGAGGAACAUCUGUCUCGCGUCCUUGACCUUGUCCGUCGCUGGAACGCAAUAUUGCUUCUGGAUGAGGCUGAUGUCUUCUUGAGCGAUCGUAGCCUCAAUGGUCUGCAUCACAACGCCCUCGUCUCCAUAUUUCUCCGUUCACUUGAGUAUUUUGAAGGGAUUAUGUUUUUGACCACCAACCGUCACACCACACUUGAUCCAGCAAUGCAAAGCCGGAUCCACGUUGGUAUCAAAUAUGAACCACUAAGUAGGGAAGCGAAAACACGGGUGUGGAGAAAACAGUUAGAGAAUGCUGGCGCAAUGAUCUCAGAAAAGGAGCUAGAGUUAUUGUUGGGGAAAAGUUCAAAUGGGCGACAGAUCAAAAAUAUCGCUCGGGCUGCAUUUGCCUUGGCCAAAGGAGGAACGGUUGGUUUUGAGCAUAUCAAAGUAGCUUUGACCUGUGCCGACGAAUUUGAACGGGACUUCCUUGGCCCAGGAGCUGUUGACAAUAUGACAUCAUACACAUAA